Messenger RNA from Phragmites australis (common reed), 1026 nucleotides. RefSeq names its product probable peroxygenase 4. The coding region runs from base 241 to 870 and encodes 209 amino acids. The transcript is spliced from 6 exons. Gene Ontology annotation, molecular function: monooxygenase activity; calcium ion binding. The record is from RefSeq and is a predicted model, not a curated record. NCBI's taxonomy places the organism in Eukaryota, Viridiplantae, Streptophyta, Magnoliopsida, Poales, Poaceae.
ACACGGCUGGGGACGCAUACAAAAUUUGUAUUACAAAUAGCUCCUCACGCAACGCACCCAUCCACAAGCCUCUGUCGAUCGCAACUGCUCGAUUCUUUCCCUUCUGCCGCCCGCCACCACCUUUGGCAUCAGCGCACCAUCUCCGCGGCAUUCUUUUCUCUCCGUAGACUCUAAGUCUCUAACUUCCCCAUUCUUUCUCUCCCUCUACAACUUUCUCGCUCCUCGUCGUCGUCGAUCUCCAUGGCCGCCAAACCUUCAGACACCGGGAGCAACGACAAGCAGGAGUCCAAGGCGAUGGCGGACGUGUACAGCGGCGAGCUCACGCCGCUGCAGAGGCACGUCGCCUUCUUCGACAGGGACAAGGACGGCGUCAUCUACCCUGCCGAGACCUACGAAGGGUUCCGCGCGAUCGGGUGCGGCGUCGCGCUGUCCGUCGCCGCCGCCGUCUUCAUCAACGGCUUCCUUGGACCCAAGACGAUACCGGAGAACGAGAAGACUCCACCUUUCAAAUUCCCCAUAUACGUGAAGAACAUUCACAAGGGCAAGCACGGAAGCGAUUCAGGAGUGUACGAUGCCCAUGGAAGGUUCGUUCCUGAAAAGUUUGAGGAGAUUUUCGAGAAGCACGCCCACACCAGGCCUGAUGCCCUAACAAGCAAAGAGCUGCAGGAGCUGCUCCAAGCAAACAGGGAACCUAAAGAUUUCAAAGGAUGGCUGGGUGGCUUCACGGAGUGGAAGGUGCUUUACGCCCUCUGCAAAGACAAGGAGGGGUUUCUUCACAAGGAUACCGUCAGGGCAGUCUAUGAUGGCAGCCUGUUUGAAAGCUUGGAGCAAGAGAGGAAGUCUAAGAAGGAGUCUGCUAAAAAGAAAUGAUAAGGACGUCCGACGUCCUCGACAUCAUAUUGUGAUGAAUUAUUUGUAAAUUGUGGUGCGAGUGUGCAUGUUGAUCUGUAAGUCAACACUGUGAGAAGGUCAUCACGUCAGAAAUCAGAUUUAUUUCAUUGAUUGGUCGAUGAUCAAGGAUUAUAU